AUGAAGAAUAAUAUUGAAGAAGCUGAGUACCUCAUCCAUUUGGGAUUAGAUGUAAAUGCAGUCGAUGAUGAAAAUAAAACACCUCUUCGUUAUGCAGUAGAAAAUGGCAACACAGAAAUUGCAGAGUUCCUGAUUGCAAUUGUUUCAGACAUCAAUGCAGAUAAAAACACAAUGACUGAGCUUCUUUAUUAUGCAGCCAUAAAUGGCCACACAGAUGUUGCAAAACUUAUUGUUUCAAAUGGCGCAGACGUUAAUCAUAAAUUCUUUUAUUACAAGAAAACAGCGCUUCAUAUUGCCUGUGAAAUGAAUAACAUAGAAUUAGCAGAAUUUCUCAUUUGGCGCGGUGCUGAUAUCAACGCGAAAGAUGAAAGAGGAUGUUCUCCCAUUUGGUAUACAAUCAGAUCGCCUGAUUAUCAAAAAAGAAUUGAAUUAGUAGAAUUUCUCAUAUCUUAUUUGUGCAGAUAUCAAUACAAAAGAUAA
Trichomonas vaginalis G3 is the source of this 480-nucleotide messenger RNA. Its product is annotated as proteasome regulatory particle assembly. The record is from RefSeq and is a predicted model, not a curated record. The transcript has a single exon. Gene Ontology annotation, molecular function: protein binding. Lineage: Eukaryota; Parabasalia; Trichomonadida; Trichomonadidae. The coding region runs from base 1 to 480 and encodes 159 amino acids.